GCGUGCGUGCCUGGCCCCAGUUCGGUUCCGUGAACGGCUUCUUUCGUCAGCGCUUUUCAUCAUUCUCCUUGCGUCCCACAACAACACCGCGCGCUGCCAUCGCCCUAUUGUGCCUCUCUUUUUUCUCUCUACACACAGUACUUCAAUCCUGGAAGAUUGCACACGCCACUCCUUACUCGUCCGCAAUCGCUUUUGGCGCAAUGUAUGCCAGUCGAGCUGCCUCGCGCGCAGCGCCUGCUGUGUUCAGAGCGGGCAUCAGAACCAGUACUCGAACCCAUCGGCCGCUGCUCACGACUUCGUCUGCUAUCCGCAUAUUGAUCCCGCUUCGAUCCUUGCAGACCCAGACGACUUCAUCCGCCUCUACACAAAACUAUCCGCCUCCAGGCUUCGACCCCAAGCAGGCAAGCAAACCCGCCCCUAAGCAGGAGCAACAGCAAGCCCAACCCAAGAUCAGCCCGGUGCAGGACAAGGAAAACACCGUCGUCCCCAAGACCGGCCCAACUGCUCAUCCCAAGACACCAGCCCAGGAUGUACACACCAUGAGCGAGUUAGCAACUGAGAAGGCGGCGGCGGAGACCAAGGAGGAAAAGAAAGUCAUAACCAAGAAGGAGGAAGAGAAGAAGAAGGUGACUCUAUGGCAGAAGGUGAAACAUGAGCUAGUCCACUACUGGGACGGUACAAAGCUGCUCGGAUUUGAGAUCAGGAUCAGUACGAAGCUGGCCUUGAAGAUGACUGCUGGCUACGAGCUCACCCGCCGAGAGCGUCGACAGUUGCAACGAACAGUUCAAGAUCUUGGACGGUUGAUCCCCUUCCUUCCGUUCGUAAUCGUUCCUUUCGCAGAACUGCUACUCCCCGUAGCCCUGAAGCUCUUCCCCAACAUGCUUCCCAGCACAUACGAGGGGCAGUCAGCCAAGGAUGACAAAGCUAAACAACUCCGGUCGACCCGGAAGGAAGUCAGCGACUUCCUCCGCCAAACUUUGAAGGAGACUGGUUUACCUGUGUCUGCCGAGAAUGCGCAAACCGCCGAGUUCGGCGAGUUUUUCCGAAAGGUUCGAACAACUGGCGAGAAGCCUACCCCAGCAGAGAUCAUCAAGGUGUGCAAGAUUUUCAAGGACGACUUGACUCUCGACAACUUGUCCCGACCUCAGCUGGUCUCUAUCUGCCGAUACAUGAACAUUACUUCUUUUGGCACAGACAACUUCCUGCGCUACCAGGUCCGCGUUCGCAUGCGCCAGAUCAAGCGUGACGAUAGGGCUAUUGCUUAUGAAGGUGUCGAAACGCUCUCCGUGCCAGAGCUCCAGACUGCUUGCGCCAGCCGCGGUCUCCGAACCUACGGUGUCUCUCCUGGCAGGUUGCGCGACGACCUACAGGCUUGGCUUGACCUGCGUCUGAAGCACGGAGUACCUUCCACGCUGCUCGUGCUUUCCAACGCCUUCGUGUAUGCUCAGGGCAAGGAAUCGGAAAUGACGUCGCAGAUCGAUGCUUUGGAGGCUGUUCUGUCCAGUAUCCCCGAGGAAUUGUACCACGAGAUCGAGCUUGAAGUGCACAACACCGAAGGCGCCGCAACCAACAAGCAGCGUCUCGAGGUUCUUAAGGAACAGCAAGAGCUUAUCAACGAAGAAAACGAGCAAACGCAAGCGGUCGAGAACAAGGCCACUGCAUCACCGAAAGAUCACGAAGACAUUGAUGAGGAUGACAAGCCAAAACGGAAAGAGGCGAAGGAAGCCAAAGAAGCUGAGGAGAGUAAGGAGGCGGAGGCCAGCACCGGUGACUCGACGGGCGGAAGCGCCGAGCGAACUGAGCAAGAUGAUCGGGCCAGGAAAGGCGAAGAGCCGCAGAGCAAGGAAGAAAAGUCUGCUGAGGCAGCCCGAAAAGAGUAAGCGGAGUCAUGAAUACUAUUCUCUACUUGUGUAACUAGAAACGAACUCCCUUCCCCACGUCUAGAAGUGGGCUGUAUAGAAAAUACCCGAAAGCCAUCUUUGGAUGAGAUGAAUAGAAUUGUAUAUAUAUGUAAGAAAAUUAAGAAACAAUGUGCCCAAAGCCAUUAAUAUAAGACCUUAUUU
Molecule: messenger RNA, 2063 nt
Organism: Cucurbitaria berberidis CBS 394.84
Lineage: Eukaryota; Fungi; Ascomycota; Dothideomycetes; Pleosporales; Cucurbitariaceae
Product: LETM1-domain-containing protein
Exons: 3
Coding region: 201-1880 (559 amino acids)
Biological process (GO): intracellular monoatomic cation homeostasis
Cellular component (GO): mitochondrial inner membrane
Molecular function (GO): ribosome binding
Source: RefSeq, a predicted model, not a curated record